AGAAACAAUUAACUCUAUCCUGUCUCUCCCAAAACCAAAAACAAACCCCUCUCUCUCUAUAAAUCUCACAACCUUCUUCCUUCCUUUUAUUUUCCACAUCCAAAAAUCCAAAAAGAUCAUUCCUUUCCCCUUUUAGAGAUUGAUUGCACAUAUAUACAGAUGUAUAACAGAUCCAUGGCGGACCAAGAACCCGACAACAACGACCUUAGAAUAGUAGUAGAAAGCAAGCCUUCUGAAGCAAAGCUCCGAGAACUCAACAUCAGCGGUUGGCCAAAAUGGGGGUGUUCGCCGGGGAAAUACCAGCUGAAAUUUGAGGCAGAAGAGACUUGCUAUCUGGUGAAGGGGAAAGUGAAGGCAUAUUAUCAAAAGGGAGGUUCCAAUUGUGAACAAUACACAGAGUUUGGCGCUGGGGAUUUGGUCACCAUUCCUAAAGGGCUCAGCUGCACUUGGGAUGUCUCUGUUGCUGUUGAUAAGUUCUACAGAUUUCAAUCUUCUUCCUAAUUCUAUACAUAUAUUCUCCUUCUUAAAUACAUCAAUUUUAUUCAUCUUAGUCUACAAGCCGACUCGCUUUCUGAUGUUGUUAGAAUUCAUUUUUUGAUGGCCACCAGUCAAGUUUUGAUCGAUGUAGAUUUUUAGUGGUAGUAUGGAUGGUAACUAAAUGAAUCCAUAGAUAUUUAUUCA
Molecule: messenger RNA, 681 nt
Organism: Momordica charantia (bitter melon)
Lineage: Eukaryota; Viridiplantae; Streptophyta; Magnoliopsida; Cucurbitales; Cucurbitaceae
Product: RmlC-like cupins superfamily protein
Source: RefSeq, a predicted model, not a curated record